AUGAUUUACCUAAAGAGUAUGCUAAAAGUGAUAGAUAACUCUGGUGCUCAACUGGCAGAAUGUAUUAAAGUUAUAAGAAAGGGAUCUCCUAAAUCUCCUGGUACCAUCGGUGACAGAAUAGUAUGUGUUAUCCAGAAGUCUAAACCUCUGAAUCAAGCUAUCACAGGUACUGUAAACACUAAUAGAGUUAAGAAGGGUGAUAUCGUACAUGCUAUUAUUGUGCGUACAAAGCAAUCAAAUAUCUACCGCUCCAAUGGUUUUAACGUUCAUUUCGAUGAUAAUGCAUGUGUUCUGAUCAAUAAGAAUACUGGUGAACCAUUGGGUACCAGAAUUAUGGUUAACGAUGGUGUUGUGGGUAGGGAGCUGAUGGAUAAAGGUUAUAACAAAAUAUGUUCAUUAGCUAGUAAAAUUGUAUGA
Maudiozyma barnettii is the source of this 417-nucleotide messenger RNA. RefSeq names its product mitochondrial 54S ribosomal protein uL14m (gene MRPL38). Gene Ontology annotation, biological process: translation. Gene Ontology annotation, cellular component: mitochondrial large ribosomal subunit; ribosome. Gene Ontology annotation, molecular function: structural constituent of ribosome; large ribosomal subunit rRNA binding. Bases 1 to 417 code for a protein of 138 amino acids. NCBI's taxonomy places the organism in Eukaryota, Fungi, Ascomycota, Saccharomycetes, Saccharomycetales, Saccharomycetaceae. The transcript has a single exon. The record is from RefSeq and is a predicted model, not a curated record.